AUGGAAAAUCAAGAUGCUGAUAAAGAUGUGCCAGGCAUCUUGUCCGACAUGCUGACAGAGUCUCAAAUUUAUAAGGAGAAUGAUGAUGUGACCUCUGAGAAUAAUACUAUGAGUGAUGAUGAUCAUGUCCAGGAAAAUAUUGAGGUUGAUAUUGUUGUAGCCCAUGGUGGUGUUGUUAAUAACCAUGAUGAGAAAAUAAAACCUGCAUCCAAAGGAAAGAAGGAUCAUGCAGUAAAAGAUGUGGUAAUUAAUGAUGAAAACAUAUCCAUGGGGUGUGAUAUUAAUAGCAAGGGUAUAUAUGCUGGAAGUAGUAGCUCUCAAAUGUUGUGGUGUAACCAAAUGCUCAAAGAUUUCACCAAAGAUGGUAAUGAAGAUGUCAACUCGAAUGUGCUCGACAACAUGUAUGGCAUGUUACUGAUUGAGUUUCCCAUUCAAAGGAAGGAUGAUCAAGUUUCCCUUUUUAAUUCUAAAGUAAAUAGAAAGCUUGUUCAAACAAACUCAGAGACAAGUAAUGAAGAAGAUGUCUUGGACAUUAUGCACACUGUAAGGAUAAAGGUUGGUGGGAAGAGAAUUUACGUGUAUGUCUAA
Molecule: messenger RNA, 588 nt
Organism: Vicia faba (fava bean)
Lineage: Eukaryota; Viridiplantae; Streptophyta; Magnoliopsida; Fabales; Fabaceae
Source: the annotation of a GenBank genome assembly